AUGAGAAUCCAUGGAUUUUCAAAUAGUAUUGAACUAUCAAUUGUGGCUACAAGCGUCCUACAAUUUGCCUUGACUGCAAAAGCCCAAGAUUAUUCCUGUGAUUUGCAACAAGACAAUUGUCCCACCAAAGAAGAUGAGGUUUGUGAUCAGAAUAGCAGUUGUGGGGCUUUUUCAGACUGUUAUGACUGUAAUAUAGAGACGUGUCAUCAAUUGUCGUUUGAUUGCGAAGGCUGCCUUAAUGCUGAGGGCUGCUAUUGGUGUCCUGGUGAUGCUCAAUGUUACAAUUCGGAUUCUUACGGAACCUACCCUCCUGAUUACAUUUCUCUCGCGGGAAAGCAGCAUCGCAUGAAAAAAAUGGAUCGGGUUACAGAAUGUCCAUUGCCUGAAGACUUUUUUUCGGGACAGACUUCGGAAGUCUCCAUGUGUCAGAAGAGUGUCAAUGAACAAUUCAGAGAUCCAUUGUAUGACUCUGGACACUGGGCCUAUAAAAUGAUUAAUGUCUUGCCAGUCUGGGAACAGGGAUAUACUGGAAAGGGUGUCCGAGUACGAGUCAACGAUGACGGCGUCGACGCAGAUCAUGUCGAAAUUUCUGACAAAUACGAUGACGAAGGAUCAUGUACCAUUGCAGGCGCUUCCAAUCGAUGGUACGAUGCUUCUCAUGGAACAAAGGUAGCAUCUACUAUUGCUGGAUCUGCCAACAAUGGAGCCUGUUCCAUGGGAAUCGCACAUCAAGCGACAAUUUCUUCUUGCAACCUGUUUGAGUACAUUGAAGGUUCACCAGAGGUCCUGGUGGAGAAGCUGGAUUAUUUUGAUAUUUCCAACAACUCGUGGCAAAAUACUGUGUGUCACCCCAACGAUUUGUCGGGGCGAAAGCUUGCGCAACUUUUUCAAGGUCAAUGUCCAUUUCAAUCAACAGCAUCUUCGAACCCUUGUGAGAUUUGCGAUUUUGAAUUCUCGUUGUCGGUUGAUUGUGAGAAUGCUAUCUACAAACAUUGUGGAGCUUCAUACACUUAUCAAGAGGAUAGUCUGGCUUGCAAUGAAUACUCUCACAUUCUGAUCGACAGCUGUCAAUAUCAAAUCUUUCGCGACUUUCAAGUUAAUGAAGUGGAAAAGGGUGUUCAAUUUGGUCGAGAAGGAAAGGGUGCCAUUUAUGUGGUGGCAGCGGGCAACUACUAUAAUUUGGGCGUUGACGUCAACAUGGAUCGCAUCACCAAUACCCGCUAUACGAUUGCAGUCGGCGCUGUAGACAAGAACGAAAAUCACGCAAGCUACUCGAAUCCUGGAGCGGCUUUGUUUGUAACAGCACCAGGAGGCGACGUAGAGUCGAGAAUGAACCUUCCAGCGGCCAAGGUCGGAGGCGGAUGUACGGAUUCCAGUCACGGAACCUCCUUCGCAGCGCCCGUUGUUACCGGUGUGAUUGCAUUGAUUUUGGAAGCCAAUCCUACUUUGACAUGGCGAGAUGUCCAGCGGAUCAUUGCUUCCACCUCACGCAUGGUGGAGGAUGACAAUGACGAUACUCGAAUGGUGAAUGAUGCAGGUUAUCAGCAUUCCAACUUGUAUGGAUUUGGAAUCAUUGAUGCAGAGAAGGCUGUUAGCGCCGCUCUAAUGUGGAAGAACUUGCCACCGGAAGGAACGUUCAUAUGGCAGUCGGGAAAGCUGAAUUUGCCAAUUAUUGAUGAUCCAAACGAUACCCUGGAACUCCAAGCUACGUUGUAUCGAAGUGACGUUACCAUUGAAUCUAUUACGGUUGAGCUUGAUCUUGAACAUAUUUCGCGAGGGGAUUUGGACGUCACAUUGACAUCUCCAUCGGGAGUUGUUUCUAAGCUUCAUCAAGGAGGGCAACAGGAACAAUUGAGUAUUGGGACUGGCAACGGUUGGCAACUGAUGACCUUGAAGAAUCUGGGAGAAACAGCUACUGGAACCUGGACGUUGUCAAUACGCGACACAAAGGCGGGAAGUCUAGGAGAGUGCUCAGAUAUGCACUACCUGAUUUCUGAUUUUGCAUUUGUGGGAUGCCGAGCAUUGGCCAUUUCCGCAUGUCGAAAUGGGGAAAUGAACCAAAAUUAUUGGAAUCGCUUGUCCUUUGAUCACCCUCUUCGUUUGGCCAGAGACCCCCAGACGGGAUUGACCUUCGAGGAGUCUUGUUGUGCGUGUGGAGGAGGUAGACGGGCCGACAAUGGCCCAAACGCGCUACGGAGUUGGAAGCUUGUUAUAGCUGGCCAUGGUGAUGGUUCUUCUAGUGUUUCGUUGAUGAGAGGGGGGAUAUGGUUGUUUGCGAUUUCGAUGGUUGUUCCUUUGAUAUUUGCUUUGGGUUGA
Molecule: messenger RNA, 2316 nt
Organism: Cylindrotheca closterium
Lineage: Eukaryota; Bacillariophyta; Bacillariophyceae; Bacillariales; Bacillariaceae
Source: the annotation of a GenBank genome assembly